GACUUUGUAUAGUAAUAAUUUAGUAUUAUUACGCUAGUGAUUUACUAGUUUUAAGUUUACUCAUCAGAGAGCGCAACAAACGCGAGAGUAACAUUUUUUUGAACAGGCAGCUCAACAAAUUUCUUUUUCAUCAUUGAAAAUGUUACAGAAUAAAGUUAUGAAAAUUGGUACACAUGACGGUACGUUCCAUUGUGAUGAAGCUCUUGCUAUUUUUUUAUUGAAACUUUUACCUAAAUAUAAAGAUGGAGUUAUCGUAAGAUCACGUAAUCUUGAUAUUUUAGAUACUUGUGAUAUUGUUGUCGACGUUGGUGGAAAAUAUGAUCCUUCUACUCAUCGAUAUGAUCAUCAUAUGAGUGAUUUUAAUGAAUCAUUAAGUACGAUUAUACAUGAAGCUGGAUGCAACAGUACAAUUAGGUUAAGCAGUGCAGGAUUAGUUUAUUGUCAUUUUGGUCAUGAAAUAAUUAAACAAUUGGCUCCUGUAGAUACAAGCGAUGAUACUAUCAAAGUAUUAUUUAAGUCAAUAUAUUAUAAGUUAAUUCAAGAAAUUGAUGCUAUAGAUAAUGGAAUACCAAUGUUCAAUCAAGAACCUCUUUAUAACAUAUCAACAGGAAUAUCUUCAAGAGUAGAUAGAUUAAAUGCUUCUUGGAAUGAUGAAAAAACAGAUGUUGAUGCACAAUUUGAGAAAGCCAUUGAUUUAGUUGGAGAAGAAUUUAUGUAUGCCGUACAUAAUUGUAUAAAUGUAUGGUUGCCAGCAAGAUGUAUUGUAGAAAAUGCUUUAGCAAAAAGAUUUCAAAUCGAUAAAAGUGGGGAAAUCAUAGAUCUAGGAAAGUUCAUACCAUGGCAGCAACAUUUAACGGAGUUAGAAGAGGAGCAAAAUACAGAACCUCUUAUAAAAUAUGUAAUCUUUAAAGAUGUAAAAACUGGAUAUAAAAUUAGAGCAGUCCCUGUAAAACCAUCAAGCUUUGUAUGCAGGAUGUUUUUGCCAGAAGAAUGGGCAGGUUUAAGAACAGAAGAUCUUGAAGCGAUCAGUGGAAUUAGUGGUAGCGAAUUUGUACAUUUUCGUCGUUUUAUCGGAGGUCACAAAACUAGAGAAGGUGCAUUAGAGAUGGCAAGAAAAGCUCUAGAAAUAGGAAAAAGUUAAAUUAACGUUUAGUAAAUGCAUAUUUUAUGAAUUCCUAACUUUAAGAAUUAUAAAUAAAUUACUUUAUGAGAAUGAGUUGGAAUAAAUUAAUAAUAAGGAGAAUCAUUCCAAAAAUAAUGUAGCAGCUUUGAGAUAACAGCCGUUAGAAGUUCGAAGGGAAGAUUUUUAUUCGUAAGACGAUCAUUUUCUCAGCCAAAUUGAAAUUAUAAAUUGACAAAAUAGAAUAAUAAUGAACUAUCAAAUGAAAGAUUUCAUCAUAAAUGGUGCCUCUGAUGAGAUUUUUAUAAUUAAUGUUAUAAAGAAAAAUUAAAUAUUUUUUAUAUUUACUUCACAAUUAAAUAAAAAGUAAUAGAAAUAUAGACAAUAAUACAGGAAAAUGAAAUAUGGUGAUCGUAUGGUAAAAGUGAUGAUCGAAUACAUAAUCCAUACUGUUGUUUGAUUAUUCUUACUGUUUUUGUUUGUCCUGCUAAUUUUCAAAUAUUACGAUUCAGAUGACAAACAAAUUUUUCAUUUUCAAUUAAAAUAAUAAUAUUGUGGUAUGACAAUGUAACAAAGUUGAAACAUCGUAGUAAAGUUUGCAGAUAUGAGGAUUAUACGGCGUGAAUUAUUAAACACAGCAUUUACUGACAAAUUUUCCAAAAGUAACAAUAAAAAAUGCUUCAAUUAACUCUGAGUUCAUCGAGCCAGAAUAAUUUCUCUUAAUAUUAAUUAUUUCGUAAAAGCUACAUCUGCGUGAUAACGAUCGAUCAUACUUAGCCAAUUAUAUUUUAACAUAAUGAAUUAUAUACAUUAAUUAAUAUAUAUAAUUCAUUGUAAUAUAUUUUCUUAAAUUAAGUUUGACUUUACAAGUCUAAUAUUCAAUAGAAAAUAACUUUGGAUCUAUUUACUGUAUUUAAUCACGUCCAUUAUAUAUGCAGUUAUAUAUUUGCAUAUUCAUUUUUUGAUAUUAUUAGAUUUGUCGUAUUUUUAAUAUUUUCGAUUUUACCAAUCUUGUUAUAAAGAUUUACGAUUAUAUAUUAUAAUAUUUUGCAAACAGUACGAAUGUUAUAAAACAUAUAAUAAAAAAUAACGUUGAAAUAUACGUUGAAAGAAAUGAUCACUUUAAUAAUGACGAAGAAAAGUGUAUAUGUACAUUGUGCAUGGAAUUAUAGAUAAUAUAAUUAAAAAAUAAAUAUAUGCGUAUUUAGAUA
Molecule: messenger RNA, 2331 nt
Organism: Vespula pensylvanica (western yellowjacket)
Lineage: Eukaryota; Metazoa; Arthropoda; Insecta; Hymenoptera; Vespidae
Product: MYG1 exonuclease
Exons: 7
Coding region: 140-1141 (333 amino acids)
Cellular component (GO): cytoplasm; nucleus
Source: RefSeq, a predicted model, not a curated record